UUGUUAUAUUCCUUAGCGAAAAAUAUCAAUAAUUAUAGCCUCAUCCUCUUUCAGGGACGUCCUCGGAUUCGUCGCGCAGUUGGCGAGAAAGGUAAACUGUUCUCAGAAGACGAAAUUCGUUUUGUGCUUUCGCAAAGAGACAUCAGCCAGGUGCUUGCAUUCACUGCUCCAAAGCCGGGAUGCCCUUAUCAGCCCAACUUCAACGUGUUGGAAUACACUCACGGAAACCCACACAUCUACGUCGGUGGCGAAAUGUACGACCAGGCCACUUCAGGCAAUGAUCCGAUCUUUUAUAUGCAUCACUCAUUUGUCGACUAUAUAUGGGAGAUGUAUCGACAGAACGUGCAGAGUCGCUCAGCGCGUGAACGAGACUAUCCAAUGGACAACCAACAGUGCAGUAGUGAGCAUCACUUCAGCAAUGCCUUUAUGCGACCCUUUCCACCUAUGCGUAACAUUGACGGGCUUUCAAAUAUGUACACAGGUAGCCAGGAGUUCUAUCAAUAUUACAAAGACAAUAUGUACUCAUUCUCACCGAGGCCGAGCUGUUCGAUGGGAAACGACUGUGGAUCGAAGCAAGGGACUUCAGGUUUGAAAAAGAGCGAGCUGUAUCUAUACUGUGAUCGUUCACAUGGCUCAGAAAGAUGUGCGUCGAAGAUCAAGCCGGGAGGCAGUUGUGUUGGUCUGAACAAUGGCGAAGACGCUUGCUACAACGGUCGGUGCGUCGGUGGACGGUGUAUUGCAGAAUCAGCAGAGAUCACACCUCCUCCACCAAUUGCGCCAAGCAAACCUGUCGUGGUUGUCCAGGUGAGUUGUCUGUCUGCCAACAAUUUAAUUCACUAA
Cooperia oncophora is the source of this 840-nucleotide messenger RNA. Lineage: Eukaryota; Metazoa; Nematoda; Chromadorea; Rhabditida; Trichostrongylidae. The record is from the annotation of a GenBank genome assembly.